AUGAUCGCCAGAGUUCUUCGGCUUCUGAGUCGACUUAAGGAUGCUGGCCGUGAUUUUAUCUUCAAGGCCAUCGACAAAGACAGCUUCACCAUAGCUGGACGCCGUGGAUCACGUAUACUGGAGGAAGCGCCUCUCCACAACGGACUUUACUUCGUUGUUGCGUACAACCACAGCCUCGUUGGACACGCGUUCGUGCUCAGAGCUCAAGGGAAGAAGGACAAGACCUGGCGGAAUUUUGACUUGGAGGAUCCCAAACCAGUGUCGUCGGCGAUGGAUUGGAUCACCUUCGUGGCCUGUAUUCUCCCUUUCAUUGUCUUCAAGAAGACGUAG
Phytophthora infestans T30-4 is the source of this 330-nucleotide messenger RNA. RefSeq lists its product as uncharacterized. The transcript is spliced from 2 exons. The record is from RefSeq and is a predicted model, not a curated record. The coding region runs from base 1 to 330 and encodes 109 amino acids. NCBI's taxonomy places the organism in Eukaryota, Oomycota, Peronosporomycetes, Peronosporales, Peronosporaceae.